ACAUCAACCACAUAGCUGUAUAACCGGUACGAGUCACCAAUACACCCACAUCUACAACACCAGUAGGCUUACGACGACGGCAGGGGAGUAAAGCCGGAAAAGAAAGACGAGAUUUUCUGUCUCUGCCCCCUCCCUUUUCUCCACCUCACCAUUAUCCCCCAUUUCGUACAUACACGCGCACAUGUUUCAAAAAAAAAAAUUUGAAAGACUCCGUUUUCUUUUUCUUUCUAGAUAAACUUUACGAUCACUUGGCGUAGGUAUUUAGAAGGGUAAGCAGGGGAAUGAGAUAGCUACUCGAAAAACAUUUUUUGUGAUUCUGUGUUUUCUACAUCUUCUUUUUCUUUCUAUCUCGUUAAUCUUACGUUUCAAAAUUAAUUGCUCUUCACAAUCAGUUGAACGAUCAUAAGGUCCUAUUAAUCCAGAAUACUUAAUAAAGAUUCCAUUCUUUUCUAUUUCUAGUUGUCUUCUAAUAUCCGUCAAAAAGUUUUCCCGGAGAUUAGAAUCUUCGUUUUGAGGGAACGCAAGAUCGAGAGAAAAAGAGAGGGAGAGAGAGAGAGAGACAGAGAGAGAUAGGGAAAAAAGAAAAAUCAACCUAGUCAAUUUUAGGAGAGCGAUCGAGCUGAUCGACGUGUUGGGAAAGAAAAUAAAUCUUCGAAGGAUAUCCUUCGAGAGCGUAAAUCCCAAGAGAAAUCCUUCGUAUCGAAUUACAUAUGUGUAAGGUUCUCAUAGGUCAAAUCGAAAAUCGAUAAGAGCCGGACGCGAUUCGUCAUUUUCGAUAGAUCUCCCUUCUUUCUCUUUCUCUCUUUUUUCUCUCUUCUUCGAUCUUGAUCCAUUUGUAAGAAUCAAACAAACAAACUAACCAAUCAACCAACCCAACUGACCAGCCGCGACCGACCGAUCGACCGGCCAAUUGACCCCUGCAAAUUAAAAUAGCCCGAGAACAUGCUCCGACAUUUUUGUGUCCCAUUUGCGUUUACGGUGUAGCGCGCGAACGCGUACGUGAGCGUGCGGACGCAGGCGCGCACAUGCGAACGAACUCCUGUAUACACGUGUCCGUGAUACCUCUUGUACUCACCAUUAUUUUUUCAUAAUAAUCGUUACAUUGUUCGUUAUAUAAUUUCAUAAUAAUCGAAAAAAGAUACAAAUAAGAAAAAGAAAGAAAGAAGCGAACAAAGAGAAGGAAAAAAAGGAAUUACGAUCAAUUGUUUUUGUAAUUUCAUUAAAAAAGAAUCAUACGCAUAAGCGCGCGCGCGUACGAAUUGAUUCUUACGAUCCUUUUCCUAUCGUUAUUUAUACGUAGAAAAUUAUCAUAACGCGAUAAAGCUUGUAAUUUCGAAACUUGUACGAAAUCGUUACGCAAACUUUUCCUUUGCGAAAUACUCCUACUAUACUUGUACAUACAAUCUAUUACACGAAUGGUUACAAUAAUGUCCAUCCUUCCACCCCCUGCCCCCAUCUUCACCACCCCGAGCUCUCCAAAGUGACAUUCUCACGUGAAGUUGUUUGCCAAAUAAUUCCACGACACGCAGCUUUCGUAAAAUUGAACUAAUGACUGACCUUAACGAGACGUUUCCUACUUGGCGUAUCACCGUCUUAACGCUAUACGAUGCACAACUUGAUGGCUCGUAUAAAUUGCACACCACCUGCGAUAGAAGAUUUUCCACAUGAUCUGUUUGACGAGGCACAGAGGCAAGGCGGUGCCGUCGUUGUGCACGUAAUAGUGUCCCUUUAUCUAUUUAUCGCAUUAGCAGUCGUAUGCGAUAAAUUCUUUGUACCUGCGGUAGAAAAAAUAUGUCACGCACUAUCGAUGUCAAAGGACGUAGCUGGUGCAACGUUCAUGGCUGCGGCAACGUCCGCACCGGAAUUAUUCGUAAACGCGAUCGGUACUUUUAUUACCGAAGGUGACAUCGGAGUUGGAACCAUCGUCGGAUCGGCGGUUUUCAAUAUUCUUGCUGUUCCUGCCUGCUGUGGGAUCGGCGCAGGAAUGGUUGUCCCAUUAGAUUGGUGGCCCGUUAGCAGGGACUGCCUAGCCUACGGUGUAACCGUCGCCAUUUUAAUAUGCAUCAUACACGACGAACGCGUCGAGUGGUACGAGGCUCUCACCCUGGUCCUACUUUAUAUAGUUUACAUCGCUGUCAUGUAUUGGGAUAAGUCAUUUCAACGGUGUACGAGAUUUCGCACUAACAACGAUCAAUUCUCGUCGACCGACUGUCACAUCGCAACCGAUGCCGAUGAGAUUCAUUUACCCAGACCCGAUAAGCUGCAAUCGUCCGGCGAUCGAGUUGAACAAAUAGCAACGAUAGACGUACCGUUGCAAAAUGGCGGGACCAAAGCACAGGAGGAAAAUCCCGAACCGAAUUAUGAGUACGAGUUGUUAGUUUGGCCUGCACGAGGUGGAUGGAUCAGAAAGACAGCUUGGAUUAUGACCUGGCCGAUUCAUUUGAUUUUCAUGUGCACAAUACCGGAUUGUGAAAAGCCACGAUUUAAAAAUUGGUUCCCAGUUACGUUUCUUAUGUGUAUCAUUUGGAUUGGUUCAUUGAGUUAUGUCGUUGCCUGGAUGAUCACGAUAAUCGGAGAUACAUUAAAGAUACCAGAUUCGGUAAUGGGUAUCACAUUUCUUGCGGCUGGUACCAGCGUACCGGAAGCUGUUUCGAGCGUGAUCGUCGCAAAGCAAGGACACGGCUCGAUGGGUAUCAGUAAUUCGAUCGGUUCUAACACGUUCGAUAUACUCCUAUGUUUGGGUCUACCAUGGUUGAUAAAAUCCUCGUUCUCGCCCACACAACCUGGCAGACAUUAUAUCAGCAUAAAUUCCGGUGGUCUCGAGUACAGCGCCAUAUCUCUACUAUCGACGCUAAUGUUACUCUACAUCGCCUUCGCUUCAAAUAAGUUUCAACUCGAUAGAAAAGUAGGCCGCGCCUGUUUGUGUAUGUACGCGGUCUUCCUAAUCCUGGCCUCUUUGAUAGAACUCAACGUAUUCUUCAUGGUUAAUCUGCCAACAUGUCAGAGGACGGUCAAAUGAUUGGCGAUGAUCGGAGGAUGAACGGAGAUCUACGAUGCUCCGAAUACACGAUUGCACGUUAAAAGUACCGCGGGUUCUCUCUAUCGCCGAUACGUGAUAUCCGUGUGCGAUAUGAUAAUAAUCGUUGGAGGGAGUGCUUAUUUUCUAUAUAGUGUUGUUACAUGGUCUCACCGUGCAUACACACACACACACAGACACAGACACACACACACAAUUACUACAUAUAUACAUGUACAUAUAUAUAUGUAUAUAUAUAUAUGUUUAUAUAUGAUAUGUAUAUAUGUAUAUGUAUAUAUGUGUAUAUACAUAUAUAUAUAUUAUAUUACUUUAUAUUAUAUAUAUAUAUAUAUAUAUAUAUAUAUAUAUAUACUUUUUUCUUUUCUUUCCCCUAAUAUCGUCGUGAUCAUAAAACGAUUUGUUGUAUACGAUGUCACGGCGCCAUUCUUAUCUCUCUAUCUUUUUAUCUAUUUACCGUUUAUCCAUCCCUUUGUCGAAAAUAGAUUAACGAGUUUUAAAUUAAUCCCUUAGAGGAACGAACCACCAUCACAAUCAUUACCACCACCAUCAUCUUCACUACCACCACCAUGAUCACCAACCAAUAUCACCACUUUACAUUAUCUUGUAUUGUUCUUUAUUUUUAUUUUGCACAAUCGUCGCAUAUUUACGCAUUUGUAAUCUCAUUUUCUCUUUCUCUAUUUCUUUUUCUCUCUUUCAAAUGAUAUAUAUAUAUAUAUAUAUAUAUAUAUAUAUAUAUCAUUUUAGCUUUCUCUAAUCCCUCUUUUUCUCGUUAUUUUUACGGCGCUUCGACAAUACGUCCUUUUUGUAUGCGAGAGUAAUAAUGACGCUAAAUACGCAAAACAGUUAUAGACGAUCCUUGAAGCGCCGUCGCUCGAGGGCGAAAAGCUAAUUCCGACCGAAGUUAGAAAGUAAGAGUAUUAAGAGUUAACGAAACUAAUCGUAAGUAAUUUAUCGAAACCUCUCUUCACUUCGUUUUAUUUCCUAACAGUUUUACUUCUUCAUACCAAAGUUAUCAUUUCUAACAAAAUUGCAUCCAUCAAAAUCCUUCCACGGUCAAUAAAAAACAGCCUUUUCAUUUUUAUACAAAAAAAGGAAAAAAAGAAAGAACAAAAAAAGGAUUGAAAGAAGAGCGUCGAAAGACGACCAAUUUUCUACUUGCACGUUCGACAGGAACGAGAGUGUGGAAAAGACUGCCGCUUCCUAUACACGUCGUUUUGUUGAUAUACAUACAUACAUACAUAUAUACAUAUAUACACACACACAUACACACAUACACACAUUCUAUACUUAGGAAGGUUAAACAAAAGUAACAAAAACAGAGAAGGAAUAAUAUAAUCUCUGUCUCUUUCUCUCUUCGUCAUUUCUCUUCGUGGACCGUGGUCGUUACAUUUUCGAAGAACAACAUAUUAAAAACGAGGAAAACCAAAUCACUGAAUAAAAAUGAAUGAACACUAACACCUCGAUUUUAACCCUAAGUAAGAAGAAUCAAGAAAAAUAAAGAACGCAUUACAUAAAAAAAAGAAAAAAGAAAAGAUUAAAAGAAAAAAAGAGAAAAAAGAAAUAGAUUAUUAUUAUUAUUAUUAUUAUUAUUAUUAUUAUUAUUAUUAUUAUUAUUAUUAUUAUUAUUGUUAUUAUUAUUAAAACGAAAAACAAAAAACAAAAUCAAAAAAAGAAACAUUGUAUCGAUAUUUGCGACCGCAAUUGUACCUACCUAGAUAAAUCACAACUUAAGAGUGUAAUUAAUAAUCGAUAUAAAGUACUGUAAUAAAUUAUUAAAAAUUAAAAAAAAAUACAAAAAAGGAAAAAAGAAAGAAAGGAAAAAAAAAUGAAAAAAAACAGAACCGAGAGAGAGUUGUGCGAAAAUUUUGCAUAUUCUCCCCAUCAAAGUUACCCUUCUUCCUCCUUUUUCUCAUUCUCUGGUCAUUCCUCACGUCUAGCCGAAGAAGCACCCAUUUGCGGGCUUCAACAAGGCCGCACGCCACUGACAAUUGAGGACACUAUGAAGAAGAAAGAUCGAGCGAAGAAAUAUCUUCUCUCUCUCUCUCUUUCUUUCUCUCUCUCUCUCUCUCUCUCUCUCUCUCUCUCUCUCUCUCUCUCUCUCUCUCUCUCUGUCUGUCUUUCUGUCUCCCUCACACUUUCCUAUUUCUCCCCGAAAAGCUUUCGAGAUCGCAUGCCGCAGAAUCCAUAUUACCCUUGGCACGAAUUCAAUGACGUGCUCGCUUCGUUGCACGUACUUCCCGCUCUUCUCUGCAAGAGAGAGAGAGGAGACGACGUCUAACGAACGAACGAACGAACGGACGAACGAACGAACGAACGGACGGACAAACGAACGAACGGAACAAACGGGGGAGAGAAAGUCGUCCGCGAGCGGCCAGUGAAAUUUUAGCAGCGAACCAAGCUGUUUUGCUCUAUUUUCUUCUCUUUCUCUCUCUCUCUCUUUCUCCUUCUUUAUCUAUCUUUCAAUCUAUCCGUUCAUCUCUUUUUCUAUUUGUCUAUCCUUCUAUUCAUUUCUUUUGUCUCUUUCGAAUCUUCAAUCUUACUUAUUACUUUCUUAUUUUCUUCCCUCCUCUUUUAAUUCUUCUUUUCGAUUUCUUCCUUCAUACACUUUUCUUUCUCUCUCUCUCUCUUUCUUUUUUUUGUUUCUCUCUUUCUCCUGAUUUUUGUUUUAAAAAAAAAGAAGAAGAAGAAAAAAAAAGAAAGAUAAGUCGCGAGUUUCGUUAUAGCGAGGACAGACCAUAUAGGAUUAAUCCGCAACGCAUCGCACUAAAGAGAGUCUCCACGUUGUUCGAGAAACCAUGGGUGUGAAUGAAUAACUACCUUCUCGAGAAUCCUGGAGUUACCUGUUAUAUACAUACGUGGAAAGAAAUCUCUUAGGAUAUAACGUACGAGUGAGAGGACGGUAACACGCUAUUCGUGCAAGUAGCGCUAAUCGAUUCAUCGGUCACGACGUCGACGUAGAUAAUCGCUUCGAAAUCAUACUACACGGAAACCUUUUAGGCAGUACUAGGGGGUAAAUAAAAGUGGUAGAAGGCUGCUUGAAACUUUACAUGCUGGAAAAGGCUGGAAAAGAAAGAGAAAGAGAGAAAGAGAGAGAACACGAAAGGUUCCGGUAAUUUGCGAUCUUCGGUGAAUCGUUCGUUUCGCGAUAAACUGUUGCGAUUAAGCGCGUUAGAGAGUGUAACGAUUAGAGGAAAAGAGAGAGAAAGAAAGAAAGGGUGAGAGAGAAAGAGAGAGAGAGAAAGAGAGAGAGAGCAAGAAAAAGGGAGAGAGAGGAAAAGUUAAGUCGAUAAAAUUGACGAUUAUUGGAAAAGCUUAUUUCAGAGGAAGAGUGUCAACCGGAUACAAGCGUUCAAUAAGGAAAAAACGAAGCAAAACAAAAACAGAAAAAGAAAAACUAAAGUAUCGAACGAUAGCAUAGAGCCCUAAUUUCCAACGGAAGAAAUAUCGAACGUUUUCAUCGAUCGAAAAAGAGUUUCCAAGAGAGAAAGAAAGAGAAAGAGAGAGAGGAAAAUAUAAGAGGGUGGUUUGGAGGUAGAAAACGUGUACGGUAGGUCGGUAGGUCGACUCGGACGAAUGAAGGCGCGCGCGAAAGGUUAGGUUAGGGUCGGUUGCGCGUCAGCGCAGCAGAUCUGCAAUGCGGCGUUGCCGAUGAAAUGGUUGCUUCGCCAAACCUCCCCCACCCUUAAACUUCAACACCACUACCAACCACCACCACCACACCACCGUAACAGUAGCAGCAGCAGCAGUAACAGUAACAAUACCACCACCGUCACCACUACUUCCACUACCACUUCCACCACCAGUUCCACCGUCACCAUCAUCAUUACCACUAGCCAGCACCAUCAUCACCGCCAUCGCUAUCAUCUUUACCAAAUAACCUCCUCUCAUCUUCUCUUUGAACAGGAUUCGCGUGUGCGCUGAUGAAAACACGAACGAGCAUACGUAACGGCCAUCGCGUCAUAUCUAACUCUAAAGAGUGAAAGAGAUAGAUAGAUAGAUAGAUAGAUAGAUAGAUAGAUGAUAGAUAGAUAAAUAGAUAGAUAGAUAGGUAGAUAGAUAGAUAGAGAGGAAGAGAGAGAGAGAGAGAGAGAGAGAGAAAGAGAGAGGAGAGAGAGACCGGAAGAAGAGACAAAUUUAGCGAACGUAGCGCCUCGUACAUAUAGGUGUGCGUUUUCUACACCUCUCUCCUCCACCUCUAUCAUUUCCAAGCACAUCCUCUUCUACCUCCCCUUUUUCACCAUGCGCAUAGACGAACGUGUGUAGUAUCGGUAGUUCCUUCGCUCGUAGAAUCUUCCUUCCGUUCCCUCUAAUCGUGAGACCACGCGCGUUCGCAAUCACGUGCUUGCUUACAUCUGCUCUUUAAGCAGACUUUUUUUUCUCUAUAUAUCAACGGACACUUUUUCUUUCAAUUAAAAGAAAAUUAUUUAUUUAUUUCGAAGAGAAUCCGUCUUUUUCGUCUCGACAUUGUGUUCUCUUAUCAAUAUAAGAGCACUAUGUGUAUAUAUAUUUGAGAUUAGAAGUUAGACGUUCUUUUUAAAAAGCGCGUGCAUAUGAAUUUACUUACUUGGAACCGAAAAAGGGCUUUUUAAAGGAAGGAUGACCCUUGGAAUCGCGUGGUUAACGCGCUUCGUGACGUCUCAAUCCUCUCGUGCGUUCAUGUAGGAUUGAAUUUUUCUUUCGUCCACAAACGGGGGAAGAGUUAGGUGGGUUGGUUGGUUGGUUGAUUGGUUGGUUCGGCCGUUUAGAAUUAAUAAUUUCGAAGCUGGAGCUGAAAUCGGCACCGGUAUCGAAGAGUGGAGGAGGAGGUGGUGCACCAGGAGCUGAUUUCCUGGAUUGGUCGAGCUAGCGAAGGAAACAAGGAGAGCUAAGGAAGAAGCCUUGAUAAAAAGUAGAAAAGUGAACGAGGAAGAGGAAGAGGAAGAGGAAGAAGAAAAGAAAGAAAUAGAAGAAAAAGAAAAAGAGGAAAAUAUAAUAAAGAAACGUUAGUGGUUGUGACGACGCAUUAUUAGCUCGACUUUUCUAACGGGCCAUUACUAAUCGGUUCGAGUAAUAGACAUCGCGGAUUUAGACACAUAUCUAAAUGCUCAUAUCGAUCAUUCUCUCAUUGUUAAAAAAAUUUAAAAAAAAUAAAAUAAAAAAAUAAAAAGAGAAAGAAAAAGAAAGAGUAUAUAUAUAUAUAUGAUAUAUAAUAUAUAUUUAAUGAAUAGAUCAUGCCAUGCAUUUGAAUCAGAAUUUAUUAUGAUUUUCGAGGAAUAUCGAAAGAAGGAACGCAGAAUAAUGUUGAUGAUGAUAAUACGUAUAUAAUAUAAUAUACGUGUGUCAUAUGUAUAUGUAUGAAUAUCAUAUCCCCCCAAGCUGGGAACGUAACACGUUCGACGAAUGUGUUCUUUGAUUUUACUCCUUUUUAAAACAAAAUACGAGGUGCCUAAGAAAAGAAGUUAUUCAAUAUAAGGUAAUAAAGGAAAAGUAAAGUAAAAGUAGGAAGAAGAUAGACAGAGAAAGAGAGAGAAAGAGAAAAAGACAGAGAAAGAGAGAGAGAGAGAGAGGGAGAGAGAAAAAGAGAAAGAGAAAAAAGAAAAGAUUGAGAGGGAAACUAGUGCCUAAAAAAAAAAAAACAAAGCGUACGUAACGUAACGCUAAAAGUUUAUUAA
Messenger RNA from Vespula vulgaris, 8688 nucleotides. It is a transcript of the gene zyd, whose product is annotated as sodium/potassium/calcium exchanger 3. Gene Ontology annotation, biological process: calcium ion transmembrane transport; intracellular calcium ion homeostasis. The record is from RefSeq and is a predicted model, not a curated record. The transcript is spliced from 11 exons. Bases 1607 to 3019 code for a protein of 470 amino acids. Gene Ontology annotation, cellular component: membrane. Gene Ontology annotation, molecular function: calcium channel activity; calcium, potassium:sodium antiporter activity. Lineage: Eukaryota; Metazoa; Arthropoda; Insecta; Hymenoptera; Vespidae.